Molecule: messenger RNA, 8351 nt
Organism: Coregonus sp. 'balchen'
Lineage: Eukaryota; Metazoa; Chordata; Actinopteri; Salmoniformes; Salmonidae
Source: the annotation of a GenBank genome assembly
GACAACAAGUCUGAUGUGAAGUCCAUCAUGGCUCGCUUCAACGCGGGGGGAAAUGCCACAGAGGGUAUCUCUACAGAACGUCCAAAACCUGCAGUGCACCCCACCCUGUCCUCUGGACCCCCUAUCCAGCCUAAGAAACCUGCCCUGGAGAUCAGCCUCUCAGGCAGCGCAGCCUCCACCGCGCCCAAACCCAAAUUCCUCAAGAGCACCAUCUCCACCUUGAGUGCUCCAGAAGUCAGGGACUUGCACAGAAUCAAAGCGAUCCCUAGUAAGUUUGGAAACGCCCAAGAGGACAGCAAACCCUCCGUUGUCAAACAGUACCCCGUUAAACUCAAACCACCUGGCCCAGAGAUAUCCCAGGACGCUGAGGUCAAAAGCCCUCCGCCCAAACUCCCUCUCCAGAAGCCCUCUCUGAGCUUGACCCUGUCUGACGCCAAGCCUGCCUUCCCCAAACCUCCGCUGGGUGUGGCCAAACCCUCCUGGGUCAAAGACAGCAGCCCCAAACCCGACGAUAGUGGGGGUACCCCGAACUCCAUCCCACCCAAAAUACCCCCUUCCAAAAAAAACAUUAGCUCCAUUGUAAAGAUGCGUCCACAGACAGAGGAUAAUGUGGCUGGAGCAGUGGAUUCUACAAUCAAACCGUUCGGAGGAGCUUCUACCCUCAAACCCUCCAACUUCAGGACUGCACAGAAUGUGUUCAAUAGAGGAGAAACCCUAUCUGAGAAUGGGGUAAAGGAAAUAGCCAAACUUCCCCUCACUUCCAGCGACUCUUGUCUUACUAAACCUAUAGACAGUAGGAAACCCAGCUUUAUUAAGAAGCCGCUGGGUCCCACCUCCCCGGUCGUGGGGGUGAGCAACAGUAGCCCGUCCACACCCAAAAGGAACCCCCUGCCCAAUAUCCUGGCAUUGGGGACUGCCCCAGUCAAACCCAACAGGCCUCCUACGGUCAACUUGGAAAAGUUCAAGAAGGGCACAGAGGCUAGUGCCGAUAGUAAGUGUUCUGUCUUUAAUGUAACUAAUGAGUCACAUAAGGUCAAAUCUAUCAGCUGCUAAGAUGCUUCUGCUGUGGUUUUCUAAACAUGCUCCAGUUGUUCAGACUCACAGUCUUGCACACAGACCAGAGUGGUUUAUGUGGUUGUAUGCUCCACUGAUCAGAACCCCCAGAGACAGGUAGUAGAGAGCACACACACACACACAUACACACACACACACACACACACACACACACACACACACAGCUUUAUAGAAGCUCCAUUACAUAAAGAAUAAGUGAAGUUAAACACGCAGCUGCACUGUAAUUUAACAUCAAAAUGUAAAACCAAAGAUGCAGGAUUGCAUGGUUCCUCUAAUUAAGUUCCCUCUCUAGUUUCAAUUUUUUCCUCCUCCUUUCUACAGCUGAUGUGUGCUCCCUUACUGGGAAGUUCCUCUUUAAACAGGCACAUAUUCAAGUGAAAGGUUCCACAUGUGAAUAUGGUUUUGACUAAAGAUAGAUUUCAGCCUGGUUUGCAUGCAUUACUGUUAGUCAGCAGAGAGAACAAUCCAAUGUGAAUUCCACACUCCUCCUGGUGAGAAUGUAGGCCAAAGCUGUUACAGACACUAUCUAUGGAUUUGACUAAUGAUUGUUGUCUACAUGCAGGAUGAAAUUCAACAUAUUCAGUCAUUGGUAUCCAAGGGUACAAGGGAUUUUAUCUCAAACUCUGCCAUUCUCCCUUUCAACUACAGAAUAACGUCCAUAGAACAAGCUGGACUGAGGCCUUAUUCAAUUACUAUAUGCAGCUGAUUUGAAAAUGAAAAUGUGCAUGCAAUUUCCUUCUUCACUGUAUGUGUGAGGAGGUAAUCUAAAGGCCUGUAUUGUCUCCCCUGAAGGUCCUGCUGGGUUAAGGAAGGGAUCUGUUCCCCCACCCCCUGCCUCUCACCCCAGUAACCAUAUGGCCCCACCCCUGCCCUCUCACCCCAUGGCCCCUAGCCUGCCCCCGCGACCACCAGAAGCCAUGUGAGUAUCGGACUCUGAUAAUCAGAGGACUGUCGUGUGAAAAACUGCCAAUAUUAGAGAAUACCACUACUGGCAUUGAAGUACAUACAUAAGUAAAAACACAUAGGCCUGUAGAGACACUGUACUUGCUUCAGAGCAUAGAAACAGCACACUAUCCCGUUCACAAAACCCAGUGUUUUGUUUAUACCCUACUAUUCAUUAUUUCCUUCAGUAACUUUCAAAGUAGAAUACCACUGGGCACACACUGGUUGAAUCAACGUUGUUUCCACAUAAUUUCAAUGAAAUUACAUUGAACCAACAUGGAAUCGAUGUUGAAUUGACGUCUGUGCCCAGUGGGAUACUUGUACACUGACCUUACUUUCAUUGUGAUGUGGUGGGUCAUUUUGGCCAGUUGACUGACUUUGUGUCUCUGCCUCCAGAAUCCAACCUGACCCAGAUGAGAACUAUGAUGAUGUGGGGUUAAUGAACAACCCUCCACCCCCUCCCUCUGGAGGACAUCCUAGUCAAAUGACUAAGGUGAAUGUUUUAUAAUUUUUUAUUUGUCCAAUUUAGGCCUAUGUAUUUGAUAAAAUACCACCGUACAGGCUUACAGUAUUCUGACUGCAUCUUUUUCAUCCAAUAGGACAGUGAAAGUGAUGAAGAAAUGUAUGAAGAUCUUGAUGAAAGAUGGUGAGAAAGAUUGCCUCCAUUUUCUAUUCAACUUUUUCUAUUGUACCAAUCUGUGAAAUGUGGAACAGGUUUUAGACAUAGAGAUAGAGGACUCUAUAGUGCCCAAAAGCUGUUGAGAUGUCUGAGACCAAGUCUACGGUUUUGAUGAACACUGCCCUCUAGUGAGCAUUAACACCACUGACACUUAUUUCUAAUCAGGGGGACAGUGGAAUCAAAGGAGCAAGAGAAGAAGAGAGAGAGGGAGGAGAAAAAACGACAGGAGGUGGAAAAGAAAGAACAAAAAGAACGUGAGAGGAAAGAACAAGAGGCCAGAAAGAAAUUCAAAGUAAGUGUUUGCAAAAGCCUGUUGGUCAGUAGUUCCCCUAGAUCUUGCUGUAUUUACAUUUACAUUUUACAUUUUAGUCAUUUAGCAGACGCUCUUAUCCAGAGCGACUUACAGUUAGUGCAUACAUUAUUUUUAAAUUUAUUUUUCAUAUUCGUAUUGUAGGUAUCAUGGAGUCCAUCCGGUAUAAUAUUUGUGAAGUGAAUGUGUUUACGCUGCAUCUUCUAUCAUGUAUUUAUGUUUCCUUAUGUGGCAGCUGACUGGUCCACUGGAGGUCAUCCACAGGGUCCAGGCCAGAGUGGACAGUAAAGGGAGUAAGACGGACCUGGGGCUGAAGCAGGGAGAGUCUAUUGAGAUCAUGCGUGUUUUGGACAACCCAGAGGGACGCUGGCUAGGGAGGUCACAGGACGGCUCCUGUAAGUGGCAACCCUGUCUCCUCCACCUCCUCCUCCGCCUCCUCCUGUUCCUCCUGUUCCUCCUGCUCCUCCUCCUCCUCCUCCUGCUCCUCCUCACCUGCUCCUCCUCCUCCUCCUUCUGCUCUGCCUCCUCCUCCUCCUCCUGCUCCUCCUCCACCUGCUCCACCUGCUCCUCCUCCUGCUCCUCCUCCUCCUCCUUCUGCUCUUCCUGCUCCUCCUCCUGCUCCUCCUCCUCCUCCUCCUGCUCCUGCUCCUCCUCCUCCUCCUGCUCCUCCUCCUCCUGCUCCACCUGCUCCUCCUCCUCCUCCUCCUCCUGCUUCUCCUCCUCCUCCUCCCCCUACUCUUCCUGCUCCUCCUCCUCCUCCUCCUCUACUACCUCCUCCUCCUGCUCCUGCUCCUGCUCCUGCUCCUGCUCCUGCUCCUGCUCCUGCUCCUGCUCCUGCUCCUGCUCCUGCUCCUGCUCCUCCUCCUCCUCCUCCUCCUCCUCCUGCUCCUCCUCCUCCUCCUGGUCCUCCUCCUCCUCCUCCUCCUCCUCCUCUACUCCAUCUCGCACCUAUUACAGAGUACUUUUCUCCCUCACAUCCUUUUGACUGUUCUUCAUGUGUAAGACUCUAACAUGUGCUCCGUAUAUUUGCAGAUGGCUAUGUGAAGACUGAGUCGGUUCAGAUUGACUUUGACACCCUGAAGCGUCAGGGCGUGUCUAUAUCCAGUCAUAUGGAACACGAACCGGAGGUAUACGAUGAUGUGGACUUUCGUAAUGACCUCAGCAGGUAAAAUGUCUCUCGAACCCGCUGACACUUUAAAAAAAACAUUUGAGACAAAUAACCAUUGUAAAGAUAUGAAUACCUUAUUAUAAUAAUGCACUACAUGAAUAUCUUCCUGUCUUUUGUUUUGAUUGUGUAAUUAUGUGAUCCAAUGAAAUGAUGUCCUCCUCAUUCCAGUGGGAUCAAGGGUCCAGGAGGUAAGUUUCAAAAGACAAAAACGUAAUAUUGAAACUGAACAACACAAUAUGGCAAUGUGGUCACAAAUGACUUUAGUUCAAUCUAGAUUACAUAUUUAUCUUGAUCAUUCCUAGUGGUUCUUCCUCCACCUCCUGAGAAGGAUGGGGACAUAUAUGAUGAUCUUGACGAUUCAAGCUUCGACGUCAGGUGAGAAUAUCAUGCUGCACUAUGAUGGUGUAGAUUCAUUGGCGUACAUUCACCUGUGAGUGUAUACUUUCUAUGCAUGUGUCUGUGUGAGUGUAAGUAUGUGAAUAAGUGUGUAUGUGCAGCCCUAGCCCCUCGGACUCCAGAUCACCUCCUAAACCUCGCUCUUGGAUGUUUAAGGGCUUCGAGGAGUGGAGGAAAAGCCCAGGCAGCAAAAUUGAGUAAUACUAUAAGAUGGAUCAGGAAAAUACACUGUCAUUACCUCCUAACCCUAUAACCCCAAAUCACUAAUCAGGAGGAACAGAAGGGAUUCAUUACUUAAUUACUGAAUAAUUUAAUGAAAUCAUACUUAAUUCAUCAGUGCUUGACUUGGACUGAAAUAGGUGCUAGUACUCAUGUUGGGUAUCGGUACUGUUAAUAUUUACACUACCGUUCAAAAGUUUGUGGUCACUUAGAAAUGUCCUUGUUUUCGAAAGAGACUAGUUGAGUAUCUGGAGCGUCAGCAAUUGUGGGUUUGAUUACAGGAUCAAAAUGGCUAAAAACAAAUAACUUUCUACUAAAACUCGUCAGUCUAUUCUUGUUCUGAGAAAUGAAGGCUAUUCCAUGCGAGAAAUUGCCAAGAAACUGAAGAUCUCGUACAACGCUGUAUCUCAGACUGGCCAAUAAAAAGAAAAGAUUAAGAUGGGCAAAAGAAAACAGACACUGGACUUUUUCUUUGCAACUCUACCUAGGUCAGCAUCCCGGAGUCGCCUCUUCACUGUUAACGUUGAGACUGGUGUUUUGUGGGUAAUAUUUAAUGAAGCUGCCAGUUGAGGACCUGUGAGGCGUCUGUUUCUCAAACUAGACACGCUAAUGUAUUUGUCCUCUUGCUCAGUUGUGCACCGGGGCCUCCCACUCCUCCCUCUAUUCUGGUUAGAGCCAGUUUGCGCUGUUCUGUGAAGGGAGUAGUACACAGCGUUGUACGAGAUCUUCAGUUUCUUGGCAAUUUCUCGCAUGGAAUAGCCUUCAUUUCUCAGAACAAGAAUAGACUGACGAGUUUCAGAAUAAAGUUAUUUGUUUCUGGCCAUUUUGAGCCUGUAUUCGAACCCACAAUUGCUGAUGCUCCAGAUACUCAACUAGUCUCAAGAAGGCCAGUUUUAUUGCUUCUUUAAUCAGCACAACAGUUUUCAGCUGUGCUAACAUAAUUGCAAAAAGGUUUUCUAAUGAUCAAUUAGCCUUUUAAAAUGAUCAACUUGGAUUAGCAAACACAACGUGCCAUUGGAACACAGGACUGAUGGUUGCUGAUAAUGGGCCUCUGUACGCCUAUGUAGAUAUUCCAUUAAAAAUCAGCCAUUUCCAGCUACAAUAGCCAUUUACAACAUUAACAAUGUCUACACUGUAUUUCUGAUCGAUUUGAUGUUAUUUUAAUGGACAAAAAAUGCUUUUCUUUCGAAAACAAGGACAUUUCUAAGUGACCCCAAACUUUUGAACGGUAGUGUAGGUGCAGGAGCUCCACAAUACGUUUGAGCUAAUAUUCUAUAAGAGGAACAGGAGCUCAAGCAGUAGAAAGUUUGGGGUAACUGUACUUAGCUUCGGUGAGCUCCAGCCCAAGUCAAGCACUGUAAAUCAUUAGAUAAAAUACUGUUUUUGUACAUCCUUUAAUGAAUUAACAACCUUCUCCAUUUCAUUCUGUCUAUACAUCUACUGUAGAUGCACUUACUUACAAUGUUCUAUGUACAGGUGUGAAAAAAUCUUUCUAAUCAUAGUUCAAUUGGUGGUGAUUUGUUGACUUUUUUUGGGGGUAUUAUUGCUAGAUUCUCUAUAUUGAUUUGUGUCCUUUUGAUUACAAUGAACCCACAAUCAAUCAAAUCAAAUUAUACCAGACAUAACAUGGACUAAUAUUUUAAUUCAGUUUUUGUCAUUUUCAGAGUACCCCCACCUUCCCAGUUUGACCAGGCAGGAAAUACUGGUAACUUAAUAUGUUUAAUAUCCAGAAUGACUAUGUGUGCCUGUGUCGGUGGCAUUACAAAAACUGAAGAAUAGAAGUUUGAGAAGUACUGUUAACUUCACUUACAUUUCAAUGUGUUCUUGAUAUUCUUUCUCUGUAUCUCUUGUUGUUAUAGAACAAUCUUCUGAGGUCAGUGAUACAGAGAUUUAUGAUGAUGUUGAUGCCACUAACUUUCAUCCGCCUCCACCUAUCAGCAGGUAAUGACAGAGAGAUUUUUUCUGACCCAUGUUUAAACAAACUUGCUGUAAUUACAUAAGAAUGUCCUUAUCAGCCACUGGGAAACAUUUAGAAAAUGUCACGUUUUCCUCUCUUCAGUCUCUCACAAAGUAAAACCAAGGGUAAGGUUGAGGACAAAGAUCCUAAAAAGCUAAAGAAAUUUGAGAAGGAAGAGAAGGAAUUCAGAAAGAAGUUCAAGGUAAGUUGGCUAUUAUCACAAUUUACAUUUAUAAUUUGACAUUUUGUGUACAUUUGUUCGACCCUCAAACCUAACCUCUCAUACCUAUAGUAUGAUGGGGAGAUCCAGGUACUGUAUCAGGUGACCAUCGUUUCCACCUUGGCCAAUAAGAAGUGGAGCAGUAAAGAUCUGCCGUUGAGACCUGGGGAGACUCUGGAUGUCAUCGUUAAGCCUGUAGACAACAAACUAAUCUGCAGGAACGAGGAGGGAAAGUGUGAGUAACAAUGAUACAUAGGCAUUCUGCAAUAAAACUAAUCUGCAAGGGGGCUAACUUUAAUGAUCUCCCCCUAUCUCUCACUCCUUUAGUUGGCUACGUCUUGACCAGCCAUAUUGUAGUAGAGUAAGUACAACACAAAUACAGAUAAUACAAAAACACAUCCAUAAAUACACGUAAUAUACUGUAUAGUAUUUUAUUAACAGUUCACUAAACGGAACUGUUUUGCUUUUACAGAGAUGCUGAUAUCUAUGAUGACAUUGGCGAUGGUACGUUUCAGACUUUUGACAUGCAAUGGCAUUUAAUAAUGAAUAUCAUACAAGAUGCCAAAUCAGAAGCUCAAGUGAUCAACGCUAUCAAUUUAAUUCUUGCAAUAUGGUGCUGAUAUGUUUUCAUGUCGGAGGAAAUGUUUUCACAUAUUUCAGUCAUUUCUAUUAAUAGUUGUCAUUUCUUUGCAGAUUGUGUCUAUGACAACGACUGAACACUGUCUACAAAGUGAUGCCGAUAUUUGUAUUUUGGGGGUUUUCUUGUUUAUAUUAAUAAUCUUUAUCUAAUUUAUUGUGGUUAUUUUGAGGUGACGUGGUUUUCAUUCUAGAACAAUACAGUCCACAGACACUUCCUCCCUUAAUGAAUAAUUGUGACUUUGCAAUGAAUAGGCCUAAAUUACAUACAAUGUUAAGAUUUUAUAUUGAACCAUAUUUGAAUACUUAUAUUCCAUAUUCAACAAGAGACAUUACACGCUGAUUGAAAACAAAGGUUGAUGAUGAUACAUUUUCAUCAAAAAAAGUAUUUACCAUUUGAUGCCAAAUAUAGCAUGUCAGAUCAGUUGUCAUAUGGUUGGCUGGUUAUCACUUGACAGGUUAUGUCGUAUUGUAGGCCUACUGAAAGUCAGAGUCCAUUAGUGAUGUGCAGUUCGAAAACGAUUUGUUUUUUUUAACUACUCUUUUUACUGACUGAGUGACUCGUUCAUUUUAGUUGUUCGCUUGACCUGCUAGUGCUGGCAGCAAUGAAUCCUACCACUGAGCUAUAAUAGAGCCCCAAGGUGGAGGUGUCAUAAUACCCAUAUAACCCAACGGUCAAACAGAGAAAUGGUUCCAAUCGUUUUUCCACCAUUAAUUUUUCAACUUAGAAACACUUAAAAUAAGGGUGUG